UGUUUAAUAAAAUUGCGGAUCUUUUCUUUCAAGUUUUGUUUUCUUUUAAACAAGUCCAAAUCUAUUCCGAUAUUAGUCAAUCAUUUUUAUCAUUUGAAAUUACCCUAAAUAGAUCUAGUUUACCAACCAAUUAAUGGUUAUUUAUUGUUGACAGUAAAAAAUGAGUAACACCAGUGACUGACCCUGUUGCUUGACAGUAGACUUGAGACUACUCAGGACACUAGUGACUAGUCUUGUCUACAGAGUAACAGACUAUACUUCAUUACUUGACUAUACUAGAAUCUAUAUAGAUGAUUAGAUCUACUUAAUAGAGUGCUAUAGACUAGUAUAGACUAAUAAGAGUCACCAUAGACUUACAGACCUAAAGCUAAAUCUAUAUACCUAUAUUAUAGAGUCUAUAAUUACUAUAGUUAGACUAUAGUGUCACUAUAGUAAUAGAGAUCUAGACUAAUUAUUUUUAAAUUUCAAAUAUCUACAUAAAAUAAUGCAUACAGAAAUGUCUGGAGAUGAAAUGGAUGAAGUGUCAAGUACAACAAGCACGAAAGAAGAAGAAUCACGGAGUGAAACUCCUACUUUUCGAUCACGUAAUGGAAUAAGAAGUAAACGCCACCUGAAAAAAUGUAAAUUGCAGUUCAAGUGUACCAAUUAUUUGAAGGAAGACCAUGGUCAACCUCUGUUUGGAAUACAGAUCAACCUUUUGAUGAAAGAAACAGAUCCUGUUUUAUUUGCCACAGUCGGUCACAACAGAGUCACAAUUUAUGAAUGCCAUGAUGGAGGGAGAAUCAAAUUGCUUCAGUCCUAUGCUGAUCCAAGUACAAAUGAAAACUUUUAUUGCUGUGCAUGGUCCUUUGAUGAAGCUACAGGGCAGCCAAUACUGGCAGUUGCUGGAGUGAGGGGAAUCAUUAGAAUCAUCAGUCCCACUGUUGGACUUUGCAUAAAGCAAUUUGUGGGCCAUGGCAAUGCAGUAAAUGAGUUAAAAUUUAAACCAAAAGACUACAAUAUUUUACUUUCAGUCAGCAAAGAUCAUGACCUACGACUGUGGAAUGUAAAAACUGGAGUUUGUGCAGUGAUAUUAGGAGGUGUAGAUGGACACAGAGAUGAGGUGCUCAGUGCUGAUUUCUAUUUAAGUGGAAGCAAAAUUGUGUCCUGUGGGAUGGACCACUCUCUCAAAAUUUGGAACCUUGAAAAAGCUGACAUCAAGAAAGCUUUACAAGAGUCUCAUUAUUAUACCACAUCAAAACAAGAUGAGCCUUUCCCAACUGAAUACUGUCACUUCCCAGAAUUCUCCACUAGAGAUAUUCAUAGAAACUAUGUUGAUUGUGUCAGAUGGUUGGGAAAUCUUGUUUUGUCAAAGUCAUGUGAGAACUGUAUAGUGUGUUGGAGACCAGGCAGUUCUCAGGAUGCAGUCAAGAUCAGAACAGAUGAGAAAGAAAGUGUUUGGAUAUUACAUAGAUUUGAAUAUAAAGAAUGUGAGAUCUGGUACAUGAGAUUUUCACUGGACUACAAUUUACAGAUGAUGGCUCUAGGGAAUCAAGUUGGCCACAUAUUUGUUUGGGACCUAGAAGUAGAUGAUCCAACUCAGACAAAAUUCACCAAAUUGUCUCAUCAUAAGUGUAACACAGCAAUCCGCCAAACAGCUUUCUCUAAAGAUGGUAAUAUCUUGUUGGCUGUUAGUGAUGAUGGUAGUAUAUGGCGAUGGGAUCGCAUUAAAUGAUUGUCAUUGGACCAAUUAUGUCUAAUAUGAUCUGAACAGUUUUGUUUUUUUUAAUGACACUGUAGCAUUAAUAAACAUAAUUGUUUUGUACUGUUAAUUGAAAUAAACUCUUCAUGCAAUAAAAUC
This is a messenger RNA of Biomphalaria glabrata, 1840 nucleotides long. Its product is annotated as polycomb protein EED-like. Gene Ontology annotation, molecular function: nucleosome binding; protein binding. Gene Ontology annotation, cellular component: ESC/E(Z) complex. The coding region runs from base 485 to 1714 and encodes 409 amino acids. Gene Ontology annotation, biological process: negative regulation of transcription by RNA polymerase II. The record is from RefSeq and is a predicted model, not a curated record. NCBI's taxonomy places the organism in Eukaryota, Metazoa, Mollusca, Gastropoda, Planorbidae. The transcript is spliced from 12 exons.